Molecule: messenger RNA, 2798 nt
Organism: Chaetomium fimeti
Lineage: Eukaryota; Fungi; Ascomycota; Sordariomycetes; Sordariales; Chaetomiaceae
Exons: 3
Coding region: 1-2304 (767 amino acids)
Source: RefSeq, a predicted model, not a curated record
AUGAAUUUCUACGCAGCCUCCAACAUGCCCGUGUACCGGGUGGAACGGGACACGCGCCAGAAGAGCUCCAGGCAGGGAUCCAAAACGUCGAGGAUCCUCGGCAUCCCGAGUCCACAAAGGGAUACCGCGCCACCCCCCGUCAGACCUGUCACGUCAUCCGAUGUUGUGCCACACGACACGCUCUCCAUCGACGGGUUCCUCGACCCUGCUGUUGAGGGCCCGCCGUCACCGGAGAGCCUUCGCGAACUAAGCCAGCAGAUGAAGCGCGCGUCCGUCCGCGACAAGCAUCAAAGCCACCAGACCAGCUCGUCCGGCUCCUCGUCACUGCGGUCGCUGACCUCAGCCGACCGGCCCUCGUGGGAGAACCCGCUUGACGGAAAGACGUUGUCGAGGAAAUCUUCGGGGCGGUCGACAUCCAGCAGCAUGCCUUCGCGGGAGCGGCCCGAGAGCGUGCAGAUAUUCGGCAAGACUCUCUUCAACCGGCGACCGAAGGGGAGGCGCGAGAGCAGCGCCCAGAGCUCGUCGAGCUCUAUGUAUUCGACGGAUGCUGCGGCUGACGCCGCGCUGCCAUCCGCCCCAAGUCGGGACUCAACCAUCCCAGCGCUUUUUGGUCUCCGCCGGAGCAUCAAACCGGACCAGGCCGCCGAGGCACACCGCAGGCCUAAUAUCUCUGGGCCGUACAACUUCAAGCAUGUGGCCCACACCCAGAAAGAGCAUGCCCUCGAUUCGCAACACGGCAACCGGGCCACUCUCGAAUUCCUCGAACAAUUAAAUUUGCAUAUUCCCCCUCCGCGUCCUCCAAGGUCACCAGUUGACCAGUUCGCCCCGAAUGGUAUCUCGCGUGGCCCCAGCCGCGUCUUGGGUGGUCGCCAUGAGCGCUUUGACUCGAUAGAUAGGCCACAGACGAGCGCUAGCUUCCGUGGGCAGCCGCCAUAUGCCGACCCCGGGAGUCCUCCUGCGACAUCGUAUGGAUACACCCCAGAUAUGGACGUUAUUCACGAACAUGCUUAUUCUGCAUCCAUGAGCCCACACGACGACGCCAACUGGCCUCUGCCCUGCCCUAGCAGCACCGCUUCCGAAUACACUCUACCCAACGUGCCCGAGGAAGAUGAAAAUGCCGUGGCGACGAAGAAGUCCCGCGCAAGCGUGGCCAGCAACUCGUCCCUCCGCGGAAGCCAGUCGGUCCCGAUGUUGAGGGGACUUGCCUCCCGCCAGGACGACGAUUCGGGCCGCCGCCCCAGCGAUGCUUCCGACACCCUGGGUCGGUUCGAUAUGUUUGCUGCGCAGCUGGCUCUCCGAGAAGCGCUGGAUGAUAACGGCGACGCAUUGCCUCGGGAGGCUUGGGAGGACGAUAUCGACUACUGUUAUGACCACGAGGCGGAGGCGGAUUGCGAUUAUGAGUGGAGCCGCCCGUCCCUCGAAACAUGCAGAGACAACGACACGGCCACGCCCGUUGACGACCAUGGGCGAGGCGUCGAGUCUUGCGGGGCCUCUCCUGCAAUGCUGGCGCCAGGGCAGUUCGAUGUGCCGGCUCUUAGCCCCGUCAGUCAACUUUCUUUGGCAACCCCGCAAGAAGCGAUCACCCCCACGGUGGUGAACAAUCCCAAGGCCUCGAACUUCUCGCUGCCGAGAGUCGACUCCAAGAACCUGCUUCACGUGCGGAAGCCGUCUGACGCGUCCAGCUUCAAAGAAUCACACGGCUUCACCUUGUCUCCGUCUCUCCUAAUCCCCAUGGACUAUCAGCAGCAGAUGUUGGCCUGCGAGGCGGAAAGGCAAGAAGCCUCUGACUUUGCUUUUCGUCCUUUCGACGAACCAGAGCUGAACAUGGACCCAUCAGCGCUCCUCCUUCGGUAUCGUACCAGCGCUUCGACGACCGGCACCAUCGAAAGCACCAGCUCGGCAUUCGAUAAGCACAACUCGACCGCCUCGACGUCUACUGACUACACCCGGUUGACAGCGAGCGUGUCUUCGCUCGACAUGGAGCCCUGUCUCCCGACAAGUGAGCCGCUGCAACGCUUCCCAUCAUUUGAGUCACACGGAAGGGGUGAGAGCAAGGCUGCCAUGCCCACGCUCCCUGAGUCGGAAGAGGCAGCUCAACCGUCUACCCGCCGCCCCCACUUCAAGAGCCGCGGCAGCGAGUCUAAUCUUGGGAGGAUGGCCAUGGACGAGCCUUGGCCGGGGAAACCCAAGCCCUCGAUCCUGACGAGACGCGGACGUGCCAGGACCACGAGCCUCAGCACACCGCCCCCGGCGAAUCAGUAUGCGCUGUUCCCGCAAGUGCAGCUGAGCGGGAACCGGAUCUAAAUAGAUCCACAAUAUCAGCACACAGACACCACACACCCACGCACAUACAUAUAUAUAUAUACCCCGAAACACACAACACUCACCUGGGAUGCACCGUGCUGCUCCCACCGCCAUCAGAGCCCACAGCGCUCUGUCGUCAUAAAUUUCCUUUUUUGUUAAAAACACAUCCUGUCAUUGCCUCAAUUAGCAUCUGGAAGCGGAUGGGAAUCAAACCAUAGACUUGGGAUGGAUGGUGCGGGUUUGGCACCAAUGGCCGGGCGGCGCAACCUGAAAAGUAGUCGUCUUCUUUCUUUCCCUUUAUCUCUUUUCCAGGGCCGACUUUGUUCGUCCUGUGUUGCAUCAUCGCUCCCUAUUUUCUUUUAUCUCUCGACCCAACUCUCGCUCGAGAUGUUGGUCGCUGCCACACACUGUCUUCCCUUGACACAAUUUUCUUGACACAACACGGUGUGUAUGGAUUGGAAAGUCUGUACCGGCUAGGAACAAGGCACUCACUG